Messenger RNA from Rubroshorea leprosula, 606 nucleotides. The record is from the annotation of a GenBank genome assembly. NCBI's taxonomy places the organism in Eukaryota, Viridiplantae, Streptophyta, Magnoliopsida, Malvales, Dipterocarpaceae.
GUGCUUAAGCUGUCUCUGGUGCCUCUAGUCACUCUACAAAUAAGCCACGUAAAGCCUUUGAGUCUAAGCUGGCUUCAGCUCUGGUAAGUCUCCAGGCUUCUUUUCAUCAAGAGGGGUAGUCUGUGGCUGCCUGGGGCAAUGGUAGCUCUUUCUGCUUCCCCAGCAAUGCCAGACAAUAAACAAACCCACUCUAAUGCUUAGUCGCAAGAUGGCAAUCAAUAUGGUGGGGAGUGUGUACAUACGAGACGAUGAUGUGGUAGUCGAGGUUGGUGAUGGUGGUGGUAGUGUUGGAGGAGGUGGGAGAGGAAGUAGAAAAGAUGGAGGGGGAGGGGAGGAAGACGCACAGUCAUUCCUUUAUGGGGUUUGAUAUUCAUAGAUCACUUAUUGUAAAUCUUGUGUUUGUUGAUGUGGAUCUUGGUUUGUGGGCUAAUGGAGCUUGUUCUAAUUAUUGUUUACUUGUUUUGAUUAUUAUUGUCAAUGUAAUAUAAACUUCAUAUCACUUGAGAUAAAUCUUGUAUUUGUAACUAUAAUAAGUUUUAUUUUUAUUGUAAUUGGGUUUGAUGUAGAUCUUGUGCUUGUGUGGGUUAAUGAAUGUGUUUUUGAUUU